Messenger RNA from Aspergillus udagawae, 1194 nucleotides. RefSeq lists its product as uncharacterized. The record is from RefSeq and is a predicted model, not a curated record. Lineage: Eukaryota; Fungi; Ascomycota; Eurotiomycetes; Eurotiales; Aspergillaceae. Bases 1 to 1194 code for a protein of 397 amino acids. The transcript has 2 exons.
AUGGGUAAGCUGGGUAAGCUGGGUAUCAAAAGGCGCUGCACGGCUUUUCCAAAAAAGGUAGAUCCGGUGCUCUGCUGUGUGAUCUGUGGGGCUGAUCUUCCAAUUUACGUUAUUGACGAAGUAUUCGAGGAGCGAGAGGACUGGGGAGAGCUUGCGAACAAGGAUUGGGGAGAAUCUGUGAUUGUCCCAGCCCAAGAGUUGGAGCAGACGGACUUUGUGAAAUAUCCGUAUCUGUGGUCGUUCUGGUUUCGAGCAAUUCUUGAAGAUCCAAAGACAAGUCAGAUUCUCUUAUCUGGAAUCUCAAACGGUCUUUCCAUUAACUUCUGGCCACGCCCCGUCCCGCGCAACCCCCAGAGGGCCUCCAUCCGGAACUUGGCACUAGACGAGGACGAUUGGAAUGCCGACUUCCACAUGGCGAAUCUAUUCGAACCAGAUUGGAAUCGAGAGGCAGGGGAGCCCAUCGGGUAUCCGAUUCAUGCCCACUGCUGGCUGCUCCUCGACCGUUUUGUUGGACAUGAUCUCAUCAUGUCAAAUCUUCAUGCAUUCCUCCGCGCUGUCGAAGGGUUUUGGGGGGGAAACAAAAAGCACUGGGGUAUUUUCUUAGACCAUUUGUCUUACGAUGGGCUCUGCAAUAAUAAUAAUGGCCCACACUGGCCCGCAGAGCAGCGUACACGUACUCCGGAACUCAGUGCUGAGGAGCUCGAGGAGGUCACGCAGUGGCAUACCCCUGGGAGUCCUUUGAGAAAUCCUGACAUACAGCGCUUGAUCACUCAAAAUCUUCUUUCGCAACGAGACGAUCCCGGUCAAGGACAGAAGACCAUCCAGUCACGGGUUUCCUGCCUGCCACUGGAUCUUGCGGUGACUAUGGUGGAUUUGAUCUAUGAGACUCAGCCUCGUUGUCAACAGCGCAUUAACGAUACACGAAAUCUACUGGAAGCCUUUCAAUGGAGAUUGCCUAACACUUACUGGCAAGCGCGAUGCAACACUCAGCUAUUGUUUGAACUUGACGACCUGAUCAAGGCCAGAACUGCAGUAAACUGGUCGGGACUGUGCCUGGGGAUCGAGGAGCUAUUAUUAGAUGAUGAUUGGUACUGUAACAGUGGGUUGAAACAUCGUGCUCGCAUACUGAACCUGCUCAAUGGCAUCAAGGAAGGAUUUGUUUAUCUAUUGAAUCGGCCAGUGAUUGGGAAGUAG